Molecule: messenger RNA, 870 nt
Organism: Miniopterus natalensis
Lineage: Eukaryota; Metazoa; Chordata; Mammalia; Chiroptera; Miniopteridae
Gene: FCER2
Product: Fc epsilon receptor II
Source: RefSeq, a predicted model, not a curated record
AUGGAAGACGGUUUAUACUCAGACGUUUUGCAGUUUCGCAGAAGAGGACGAUGCUGCAGGCCAGGGGUGCAGAUGGCCCUUUUGGGGCUGGUGACAGCCAUGCUGUGGGCUGGGCUGCUGACCUUGCUGCUUCUGUGGCACUGGGACACUGUACAGGGUCUGAAACGGCUGGAAGACAUCGCUGCCCUGAAUGUCUCUCAGGUUUCCAAGGAUUUGGAAAGACACAGGGGUGACCAGAUGGCCCAGAAAUCCCAGGCUGCCCAGAUGUUGCAGAACGUGGAGGAAAUCCAAGUAGAGCAGAAAAGAAUGAAAACUCAGGGCUUGGAGCUCUCUCAGAACCUGGAUGGACUUCAAGAGGGCCUGAGCAACCUCAAGUCCCAGGGCUUAAAUGAGAGACGCACAGCCUUGAAUGCACUGGAAAGACUCUGGGAGGAGGUGGCGAAGCUGUGGAUAGAGCUCCGGGUGUCCAACGGCUCCAUGUGUAACACAUGCCCUGAGAAGUGGGUCAAUUUCCAACGAAAGUGCUACUACUUCGGCGAGGGCGCCAAGAGGUGGAUCCAGGCCCGGUAUGCCUGCAGCGAGCUCCAGGGGCGGCUGGUCAGCAUCCAUAACCAGGAGGAGCAGGACUUCUUGGCCAAAUACAUCAACAAGAAGGGCUCCUGGAUUGGCCUUCGGGACCUGAACACAGAGGGGGAAUUUGUCUGGAUGGACGAGAACCCCCUGGACUAUAGCAACUGGCGGCCAGGGGAACCCAACAACGGGGACCAGGGCGAGGACUGCGUGAUGAUGCUAGGCUCUGGGCAGUGGAAUGAUGCCUUCUGCAACAGCUAUCUCGAUGGCUGGGUAUGUGACCGGCUGGCCACAUGCUGA